AUGUCGGACGUAAUCCCUGACGUGACAGGAAUCUCGCCGAAGGAGGCGAAGCCUGGCACGAAGUUGACAAUCCGUGGGAACAACUUUGGCAAGUCACCUUCCGAUCUCGUGGCGGUUUACGUCUGUGGCAAGAAUUGCUCAUCCUCAGCGGAAUGGCAAAGUGAAAGGAAGAUUAUCUGUCGCGUAGCUGCUGAUUGCGAGGGGCGAGGAAGCGUUGUUGUUCACACAAAACGAGGUCCUGGAAAGUGUCAAAUUCAAUUCACAGCGCUCAAAUCUACCCCGCUCGGUCCACUGGAGCAAUCGGCUGUUUGGGUAGACGAGGCGCCCGGUGCAGGGGCUUUUUCAAGGUCAGAACGCGGCUCGAUCCGCCCGACGUCGCAGGAUCCAUUGGGGCUCAAGAAAAUCGCAGACAAGCCACUUCAGACAGAGCACAUUCGAUUAUUUCCCGGCCAAAGUCCUGAUCCAGGAAACGAGCAAUUUUCCCCAACAUGGUUUCUGCUACAUCAUCACAAAUCGACCAGUUUUAACGAUUUGAAGAAAGGCUUGGUCAAUUUGACACAGACAAGUCGAGGAGGGGUCGUUCCUCAACCUACUACCGCGCAAUCCGCCUCAAUGACGCACAUAAAAGAUUCAUUACCGAUCUUCUUCGAGGUUCACGAAGCACUCAACUCGAUUCACGGGCAAAUGGGCAAGCAAUCUUCUGUACGAGGAGAACGACCGGAUAUGACGGACAAUCUUUUAAGGCUAUUGAAAUCGGCAGAAUCCAACUCCCAGAAUCUAUUCCAAGAUGUUCUGACCCAAAAGGAUAAGGCUGAUAAAAUCAGAAAUACCCUGGCGGUUCUUCAGCGCUUCAAGCUUCUGUUCUUUCUUCCCGGUCGAGUAAACGAGCUAAAAGACGACAUCUUGGACGUAGACAAGUUCUCGAAAGUCGUGUCUGAUGUAGACAAAGUGCGUUCUCUUUUCCGCGAUACAAAAGUUCCCGCUUUCCAGAAAGUGAUGAAAGAAUUACACAACUCCGUCUCCAGUUUACAGACGCAUCUACAGGAAAAGCUCUUCGAGUCGUCUGUUCAAAAUCAGACUCAGAUUGUCCGACAACUUAUCGAACUCGGCGCGACGGGCGAUCCGACCUGGGAUGCUUUACAAACCAGUUUGAGGUCGAUGCGUACGAAAAACUUUGCCUCGUUGGAAAAAGCACAAAAGUCGUGGAAUAAUGAAGCCACAUCUAUCCGACGCGAAUGUAUCUCCGCAUUCGUUGAGGAAGUAUUAACGUUAUUCAAAUCCGUCUUACCGGAUCUAUGGAAGCUAUGGAAUCGAUAUUCCAAUGGAACCUUAAUCUCUAAUGACGCCGUUCAAUCUUCGAAACUGAAGCAGCUCGCUAGCACUCAUGCUAAAGAAGUCAAGCGACUCUUUUCCGAUGAAAUCCUCCACGGAGUUUCAAUGAUUCGCGCUGCGGUCCUUCACGAAACUCUACAGGCGAAAAACGCGACGGAAGCUGCAGAAAGGCGAGAAUACGGAAUCUGGCCAGAAGCGUGCUGUAGUGCGGUGAAUGCUGCGACGAUGAAUCGACUUCUUCAGAUUUGCAGGGCGAUCGAUUACAAGGGCAUCUACGGAAGCGAUCAUAUAAAAGAGCUGUGCUUCGACUUCCGGGUUCAAACAAUCCGAUUGCUAAUGGAAGAGUUGUUGGAGGAAAUCAAGAGUCUGAAGCAUCAAGAAGAUUGGGAACUCCUGGCCGAUGGGGGAACUAACCUUCCGAAACUCUUCGUCUCCGCGGUUGAUGAAUUCUGUCUCUUAGUCCGGGAGCCUGUGAAGAACUUCCCCAACGAAGAAGUGAUCUUCGAUCGAAUUCAAGUGGAAACGGAGCUUCGUAGCCUGAUAGCUUCUAUACUUUGUCAGUUUCCUGUCACUCUCAGCCAACUAGCGACGAUGGAAGCACCGGCUAACCUCAAGAAAAUGUGGCUAUCCGGUGCAAUGCGGCUUGUCACAGUCCUCUCGAAUUCUAUCCAUUCUAGGAUCACCAAAAUGAAUCAUAUAGAAGAAUCCCUUACAAAGAUCGGCUUCCCCGACGCUAGAAAGGUCUGCAUCACCGUUCAGCGAAAAUUUGCAGAGCUGGACAAUCGGCUGAUCGAAGGAUAUCUCGAAACGCGACGAGAUCCGAUAGUGUGCGCGGUUGAACCUGGGAUGUACGCGGGUAUGUUUGACUGGGGAGCGUGUCCCAGGCCGACACAAGUUCGUCCCUACGUGAAAUUGUGUUUGAUCGAAGUAGUAGCGGUUCAUGCCGAGCUUCAUUCGGUCUCGCAGAAGUUACUGGCUUCUGUUCUUCCCAAGGUUAUCGACGGUCUUGGUGACGAAUUCGUCCGGCUACUCGGAUCAGUGUCCAAGUUUUCAGCACAUGGAGGACUACAAGCCAGAAUCGAAAUUCGAGCUAUUGAAGAAUGCACCGCUCUUUAUAGCUCACCUCGGUCGAAAGAGCUCUUCGAAGAAGCCCUCAAGCUACUCCCUCCCGUCACUGGAAACGAAGAACGGCAGCUUGAAGAGCAAAUCAUGCAAACGUUCAGAAAACAAAUGCGUAUUCAACUUAUGCCUCUUCGCGAUAACUAA
This is a messenger RNA of Oikopleura dioica, 2598 nucleotides long. The record is from the annotation of a GenBank genome assembly. NCBI's taxonomy places the organism in Eukaryota, Metazoa, Chordata, Appendicularia, Copelata, Oikopleuridae.